CGCAAGAGAAAAAUAACCUUUCUUGACGAGUUCAAGAUAGUGGAUCCUUCAACUUUGACAAUGGAAACCUCAAAAAAAAGAGUUCCUGGAAAAUUGAUCGAUCGACUCUGGGAGCCAUUGGAUCCCCAGACUUUAGACUCUAUAGACAGGCUAUUGAAUAUAGCUUUAACAAUGACAAUUGAGAGAUAUGGCAAUACUGCUGAGACUCAAAAGGUUAUAGCAAAAACUUGGUUGAAUGUCCUGGAUUCUAAGUCAUUUCGUUCUCGCUUGGAAGUGACAAAAGUGCCGGCACCUUCAUCUAUGGCUACCAAUAAGUCGAACGAAAUCAGCGAUAUUCUCAGCUAUGAUCAACUAUCGCGUAGAAAAACUUUCUUGGAGACAUAUCUCAAUGCAGAACUCAAGCAGUUGCUGGAUUUGCAGAAACAUUACCAGGGCAUGGAGGUAGCAUACCAACUGGAUCUUGAAUAUCUUGAAGAAUUCAGAAAGACAACUGCAUCCCACGCUAAAGAUGUCAACAAAGAUAUAACCAAUAUUAGAGAAAGUCUAGGACUUGAUGCACGCAACGGUUCUUCGGAUAAUAUCAAAUUGACUUCUAAGACUGAUACGAAGUCUCUGUUUAAUCCCGACGAAGACGACGCAACAAAAGAGUUGCUACAGUCGUUACACAGCCACUUGCAAAGCAUCUCUUCUAAUACUGAACAGCUCGGCAGCCUUAAUGAUAAACUCGAACUAGUCUACAAUAUUCUCGACAUGUUAUAG
Molecule: messenger RNA, 759 nt
Organism: Scheffersomyces stipitis CBS 6054
Lineage: Eukaryota; Fungi; Ascomycota; Pichiomycetes; Serinales; Debaryomycetaceae
Exons: 2
Source: RefSeq, a predicted model, not a curated record